AUGCUGAUAUUUUAUGAGAGCCAAUCAGUUCGACUACACAAGAUCUUCCAAUUCAUAGAUGGGUAUAAGGCAGAACACAACUUAAAAGGAUUUCUUCACGUUGGCUUUGAUUAUGCAGUAUUUAUAAGAACGCCAAGACCACACGAUAAAUACAUUGUGUACGAAUUGUAUGAAGCUAGAAAUGUUCCUGACAGUGAAGUAUAUAAACCGCAAAUGCUUGCGAUAGCUGAAGUACCAAUAGAUUACUUAAGGGAACAGCUAACCAUUUUUAGAAAUGAGCUUUACAAGGCCAAAUAUGUGGAUGAUAAUGUGAUACCUGGGACCCAGGUCAAAACGUUGCGAGAGUGGCAACUAGACAGAGCACUGACUUUCCAUGACGGCCCUAAACCAUUCUAUAACAGAGUACCCAUGUUAAGAUCAGUAUUAUAA
Molecule: messenger RNA, 429 nt
Organism: Arctia plantaginis
Lineage: Eukaryota; Metazoa; Arthropoda; Insecta; Lepidoptera; Erebidae
Source: the annotation of a GenBank genome assembly